AUGCCCUGCCUCUCUUGGCCUUCCUUUGUCUGGGGAAACCGCUAUUUUGGGUUCCAGGGCAGAGCCCAGGGGUUUGCCGAGACAGACGAGAGACGUGUUCUUACUGCCGUUUACCGUAUUGCGGCAAUGCCGGCUAUGGAAACGCUAUUGAACAUGGCCCUUGACUAUGGGCGUCUCGGCAUGCUGGGCAUUUCUAGCUUCUGUCUCAAGGAGGUACCGCGCGAACUGACACUAGGAGUCGCCCUAGACCGGAUCAACGGGGCACAAGGGGAGAAAAUUAUCCCGCAAAUUUCAUCGCGAUGGAGUCAUGGUACUGCGAUCGGCAAGACCGUGAAAUGA
This is a messenger RNA of Penicillium atrosanguineum, 339 nucleotides long. RefSeq lists its product as uncharacterized. The transcript has 2 exons. The record is from RefSeq and is a predicted model, not a curated record. NCBI's taxonomy places the organism in Eukaryota, Fungi, Ascomycota, Eurotiomycetes, Eurotiales, Aspergillaceae. The coding region runs from base 1 to 339 and encodes 112 amino acids.